AUGAGGCUCAACCCCCUCAAAUGUGCCUUCGCCAUGGAAGCUGAAAAGUUCCUAGGAUUCAUGAUAACCCAAAGAGGGGUAGAAGCUAACCCGGAGAAAUGCCAAGCGAUUCUCCAGAUGAAGAGCCCGGGUUGUAUCAAGGACGUCCAGAGAUUGGCAGGGCGACUGACCUCGUUAUCCCGUUUUCUCGGAGCUUUGGCAACAAAGGCCCUGCCCUUCUUUAACCUCAUGAAGAAAGGGAUAGCAUUCGAAUGGACGCCCGCAUGCGAGGAAGCCUUUAGACACUUCAAGGAAAUCCUGGCGGCACCCCCUAUGCUCGGAAAGCCAAAGGACGGGGAGCCAUUAUAUCUAUACCUCGCCAUAACAGGAGAAGCCCUGGCCGCGGUUCUAGUGCGAGAAGAAGGAAGGGCUCAACAACCAGUCUAUUUCAUGAGCAGAGCCCUACAAGGGGCAGAACUAAGGUACAGCAAACUGGAAAAGCUAGCUCUGGCACUCUUGACCUCUUCACGGAGGUUAAAGCAAUACUUCCAAGGUCACCAGGUUGUCGUAAGAACGGACCAGGGAAUCCGACAAGUACUUCAAAAACCCGAUUUGGCGGGAAGAAUGAUGACUUGGUCCAUUGAACUUUUCCAACACGGCAUACGAUACGAACCCCGGCAAGCAAUCAAGACGCAAGCAAUGGCAGAUUUUCUAGCAGAAGUAACGGGAGAUCCAACCGAAGAAACGAGCACACGGUGGAAGCUCCACGUGGACGGAGCCUCAAACCAGACGUCCGGGGGCACCGGGAUCAUUCUGGAAAGCCCAGCUGGGGUCGUAUACGAGCAGUUGAUCAGGUUUGAAUUUCCCGUCUCAAACAACCAAGCAGAAUACGAAGCCCUCAUAGGGGGCUUAGCCCUAGCUACGGAAGUCGGAGCAAUGAGGUUGGAAAUAUGCAGCGAUUCACAAGUCGUCACCUCCCAAGUGAACGGGAGCUAUCAAGCCAGAGACUCAUUAUUACAAAAAUACUUGGAAAAGGUCAAGGAUUUGAGCCAAACGUUUGAAGAGGUCACGAUCCACCACGUGCCCAGAGAAAGGAACACACGGGCAGAUCUCCUAUCAAAACUGGCCAGCACCAAGCCGGGAGAGGGCAACCGAUCUCUCAUCCAAGGUAUGAUGAGGGAGCCGGCGGUCACUCUGCACCUAUCAAGGCUAGGCCCCUCAUGGAUGGACCCUAUCACCAGCUUCUUAGAAAACGGCAAACUUCCCGACGACGAAAAGGAUGCCACGAAACUGAGAAGGGAAGCGGCCAAGUACGCGAUCAUCCAGGGACGGCUAUUCAAGAAAGGACUCAACCAGCCCCUACUGAAAUGCCUACACCCCGACCAGACGAACUACGUCCUUAGGGAAGUCCAUGAGGGUUGCUGCGGACAUCACAUAGGGGGCAAAGCCUUAGCUAGAAAGUUAAUCCGAGCUGGUUACUAUUGGCCAUCAAUGAUGGCAGACUCCAGAGAAUUCGUCAGAAAAUGCGCCAAGUGUCAAAAAAAUGCCAAUUUCCACAGGGCACCGGCCUCCGAGCUAAGCCUGCUAACGUCCUCCCGACCAUUCUUACAAUGGGGAGUCGAUUUCUUGGGGCCCUUCCCAGUUGGUCCUGGACAAGUCAAGAAAUUCAUGUGGAGGCAGGUGAUAACGCGGUUCGGGAUCCCGGAGAUCGUUAUCUCGGACAACGGCACACAAUUUACCGACAAGAAGUUCACGGAGUUCCUCACCGACCUGGGACUCAAGAAGCGACUGGAUAAUAAAAAAGGUACUUGGGCCGACGAGCUUGCCUCGGUCCUCUGGUCUUACCGAACAACCGAACAGUCCUCCACCAAAGAGACCCCUUUCCGACUGAUAUAUGGGUUAGAUGCGAUAAUACCUGUGGAAAUCGGGGAACCGAGCCCGCGGCUACUUUUGAAAGGAGUGGGUGCAGCCGUGGAGAAGGACCUGAAAGAUGAAGCCAGAGAAAUGACCCACUUGACGGAAACAGCGCUGGAGCAAAGAAUGGUCCUACGCUACAACACCAAAGUGCUCAAAAGAGAGUUUGAACCGAACGAUCUCGUCCUAAGGCGUAACGACAUCGGCUUACCGACCCCUGGAGUAGGCAAGCUGGCGGCAAACUGGGAAGGUCCCUAUAGAAUCAAAGAAGUGAUGGGUAAAGGAGCUUUCAAGUUAGAAAGGCUCGAUGGCAAAGAAGUCCCAAGAACGUGGAAUGCGAACAACUUGAGAAGAUUCUACUCCUAG
This is a messenger RNA of Arachis stenosperma, 2259 nucleotides long. RefSeq lists its product as uncharacterized. Gene Ontology annotation, molecular function: nucleic acid binding; RNA-DNA hybrid ribonuclease activity. The record is from RefSeq and is a predicted model, not a curated record. NCBI's taxonomy places the organism in Eukaryota, Viridiplantae, Streptophyta, Magnoliopsida, Fabales, Fabaceae. The transcript has 3 exons. Bases 1 to 2259 code for a protein of 752 amino acids.